GUGUGAGUCAUCUCGUUCAUUGAGCAGUGGUCCAUUGAGGGGCGCUCAUUACCGCUCCAACGGCCGGUCCUGCGCACACGCACGCUGCGCUCCCAAUCGCGGACAAAUACACCGACGCACUGCCUACGACAUGUUGCCUCUCAUCUCUCGAUACAACAUGGAGACGGUUUCCAAGUCGUGCAUCUGGCUCGUUGCAGCGGCUCUGUUAGCCGCUUGCGGCGUGAGCGCCGGCGUCGGCAGUAAGCGGCCCUUCACACCGACCGACUCGAUUCUGGACAUCAUCGACACCGAGCAAGUCGAGAAAAUGCUUGCUGCUCGACGACGAACCGAGGAAGCCGCCGGGUCGACCGCUUACGUUCAGCGGAACGAACUCGGCGAAGGCAGCUCCGAAACUAUGGUUGUAUCUAUGCCCGAACAAGAGGACACCACGGAUAUACCUAAAGGAGCUGCGUUUCGAAAUAUAUUGAAAUCCUCGAAAAAUGCGCUUAUAGUUACGAAAAAAAAGUAUCUCAAAGAGGAUUGGUGCAAAACGGAACAGUUGAUACAAAAGAUUCGUGAACCUGGUUGUUUACAAGCGACAGUGUUGAACAAUUUCUGUUACGGCCAGUGUAAUUCGUUUUAUAUUCCGAAAAGCCCGCGACGUAGAGACGAGAACGACGAGCGUCCUCCACCUGCGUUCAAGUCGUGCUCGUUUUGUAAACCGAAAAAGUUUACCUGGAUCACUGUCACGCUCCGGUGCCCGGGACAGAACCCGCCGUACAAACGGAAGCGUCUGCAAAAGAUCAAACAGUGCAAGUGUUUACCGGUCGGCGUUAACUGAUAGUUAAUGGACGUUUGACCCUCCACAGCAGAGGCGGGCCUUCCGUCUAGGGCUAUCGCGUCCAAGAUGCGCCGAGCAUGCUGGGCGAUCGUCGGAAAGGAGCUCACAAGAAUCGAUAUUGCAAAUAUCGGUGGUGUGACGUGUGGAGAUUUUGUUAUGAUAUUGUUACCUGAUGUUUUGCUAAUGGCUCGUCGAUAGCAGGCAGGUAGCACAGUUCGGCAUUAUUCUGAUUGCGUGCUCGUAUACGUCAAUACGGAUGACGUCAUGCGAUGCAUACAUGAGACGUUACUAUUUUGUAACACUGAUUGCAGGUCGUCAGGCAGAGCUUUAAUUGUCUGUAGUGAUGCUGAUUAAUUGGACACUAUGAGACUUGUGACUGGUGACCUUGUAAGUGUUUAAGGAUAAUUAAUUAGUGCAAACGUAACGGUGGAAAAUAUGUGUUUUUGCGUUAAUUGAUUGGAAAUUAUUGCGUCA
Colias croceus (clouded yellow) is the source of this 1294-nucleotide messenger RNA. Its product is annotated as gremlin-1-like. Bases 131 to 820 code for a protein of 229 amino acids. The transcript is spliced from 2 exons. Gene Ontology annotation, biological process: animal organ morphogenesis. The record is from RefSeq and is a predicted model, not a curated record. NCBI's taxonomy places the organism in Eukaryota, Metazoa, Arthropoda, Insecta, Lepidoptera, Pieridae. Gene Ontology annotation, molecular function: BMP binding; receptor ligand activity.